This is a messenger RNA of Dreissena polymorpha, 2175 nucleotides long. RefSeq lists its product as uncharacterized. The transcript is spliced from 7 exons. The record is from RefSeq and is a predicted model, not a curated record. NCBI's taxonomy places the organism in Eukaryota, Metazoa, Mollusca, Bivalvia, Myida, Dreissenidae. The coding region runs from base 710 to 1396 and encodes 228 amino acids.
CGUGCUUCCUCGAUUUAUCGCAGUUUUACUGUACAAUAAUUGAUUUGAUUCUAGUGUCUGACAGUGAUAAUAUUAUACAGUCUGGCGUGAUAGAUACAUUUAUUAUAUACCUGUUUAAUGCUUUUAACAAAAUACAGGUUGUAUCAAUCGUUGAAAUAAAAAUUUCCGUAUUACGCUACUCGCUGUUUCCAAUUCCGUAUUACCAUACUAGCCGGACUACUUCGACCUAUUUAAUGACGUCACUUUCCGCGCACCGAAAAUAUAAAUAUUUUAUAUUACGAAAUGUACUACGUAGUACAUCGUGUUACGUCAUUUCUGUGACGAAACACAAUAGUUUCAUCUAAACUCUCUGCAAUAUAAGGACCUGUCGGAUGUGGUGUUUUUUAACAGUAAACUAUUUGUUAAAAACAUAGAACGAAUUCAAAACGUAUUUUGGAGUGUGUGUUUAUUAUGCUUAAUUGUUGAUUUCGAUAGGAAUACAAUAAAAUAGUGUGGUUUAAACUAAGUUUCGAUAAAGACAUGGAAGAAUAGGAGUGGAAGUGCAUAUCGUUUCAACGUUUUUGUUUAAAACAUCGGAUUAAAGUUGUCAACUUAAUUGUUAUAAACAUUGGAUUAACGAUGGCAUUAAGCGUCAAGAGAACUCACGCCCUUUAUAUCCCCUGGAGGCAAGAUCCUAGUUACUGAGGGAGACAACGUGACAUUUGCUUGUAUGUAUUAUGGAACUGUCGCGGACAUGAACGUGUCUUGUACAUGGAGCACAACAUAUCCAGGAAAUGACAAAAUAAUACCGCAGUUAUACAUGCUGUACGCCUCUAAUUCGGGGUGUAACAAGAUGUUUGGAAAUGAAAGCAUAUACAGGUUCGAAUGCGGAAGCGGUGUAUUUAAAUUGACCAUCUUGAAUAUAAAGUCCAGUGAUUGGAACAGCACCAAGUGGAUUUGUGAGCUUAAAAUAUUUGACAAAUGGAAAGGCAGCGAAUCGGUUACCUUGUUAGUAACUGAGAAAGCCAACGCCACAACCUCCACUAUUGACAGCUUAGAGGUGACUAAAGCCAACACUACUUUCAUAGAAACAUCCCACUCAUUUGACGUUUCUAACCAAACUACACGGCCUGAAGCGGAGAAGUAUGCUUGGAGAGAAUAUAUUUUGUUAAGCAUAGCUGCUGGAUGUGUAGGUGUUGGAAUUGCAAUUGGUGUGGUUGCCACGUUGCUUUGUAAUCAGAGGAAACAUGGCAAACGACAACCCUCCAGUGAACGUGUCAACACCGAAAACUGCAUGCUUCAAGAUUUGACGGGUACAGCUCAACGGAUGCAAGCAAACAGAUCAUCAACAUCGGCGAGAUAUGAACAACUUGUUCAUAGAAACGAGGUUCUUUACGAAACGAUUCAAGAUAUCUGAAACUCCUGGAAAUAGUUUAGGCAGCCAAUGUGACAUAGAAUUUAGCUGAUUAUUUGUUUGUUUUUUUAAAUGAACUUCACAAGUCUCUUGACUUUCAUUGCUGACAGUUGUAAAACAAUAAAGUGAUGUUCUCAAAUCAUGUGUUAAACGAAUAUUUGAAAAUGGUAAACAUACGUACUCAGGGUCAAGAAGGCAGAAAUGCUGUGUAUCAAAAAAGCAAACUCAAGAACGGCCCGGUACAGAAAAGCCCGGUUCAGGAAGGUCCGGUUUAUUUCUAAUAUGAAAAACAUAUUAAUUAUAUAAACAAUAUUCACAUCAAUUAUUCAAUCAAUGCAAUAAAAAUAGACGUCAUUUUGUUACUAUUUAUAGUAACGAUAUGUGAUAUUAAUAUUUAUUUGUAAUUCUCUUUUCCCGAAUAAAAUAACGUUAGGUAAUCAUAACGUAGUAUUGUAUCUGUUUUAUAUUCUGUACAUCAAUUGUAUUUAUGUGUGUCUGUCACCAUCAUAGCAUAUAUUACUAUCCCAAGAACGGUCUUAAAUCAAUAAUGUAUACAGUAGUAACAAUGUCAUAAGUGUUUUGGGAAAUAAAAUAUAUUCAAAGGAAAUCUAUGAAUACAGGCUGAUUUACCUACUUUUGUAGAGAAAUUGAAUUACUUUUUUAACAUGAUGACCUGCCUGUAUUACAGAUGUAAUGUUAAUGUUAUGAAAUUGUUGAUAUUGACCAUUUCUAGAUUUGGAGUUUCACGUUGAUUAUAUUAACCACAAAGAAUGUUCGGUGUA